ACAUUGAGGAGGCUGAGUGGGAGGAGAUAUGCAGAUGGUACCAGUGGGACCCUAUUAGUGGCGCCUGCAGUCCCCCAAACUCACAGUAGACUGUUGUCACUUGCACAGAGUCCACCACACCCACAGCCAGCAUCAGGAUCAACAUUCACAGGGUGGCAUUCUGCUUUACAGCACAGCCAAAAAAGGUUGUUUUGUGGAGACUGAACUGUUUUUUUUUUUUUGCAGUCUUUUUUUUAAUUUACUUUGUGUUCUGUGAUAUUUUGUUUUGACUUUGGAAUUAAGAAACCUCGCAAACGAAUGGAGUGGAGUUUUUAGGGUGUUAUUUACCCUUGAUGGAGGAAUACCUUAUUCUUCUGUGAUAUCACCAUCACCUCAGCUUGAAGACUUUUUUUUCACUACACUUUUGACAGAACAGGCGGAUAUUCAAGGAUGCAUUCUGCAACUGCUGUGAGUCAUUUUGUGUUCAUGGCUCUGUUUUUCUCAGCGGUCGAAACCAAGUUCUACAAGCCAUUCCAGUUUCACCAGUAUAAAACUGGGCUCAGUCAAUACCAUGACCAAGGAAAACCCACCAGCAGACACAAGAACCACUGCGCCUACGUCAUUGAAAAGACAGUGUCCUUCACUGUGCAGGAUGGGGCAGCUCCUUAUGUAAAAGCUGAGUACAACAAAUGCUCCUGGAGGCAAAAAUGUCCAACUCUCUUGUAUCGCCUGUUUUACAAGCCAAUCUACAAGGUGGCACAUAAAACUGUCACAGAGCUGGAGUGGCGUUGUUGUCCUGGGUAUUCUGGUUAUGGCUGUAUGGAGGGUCAUCCAGUUUACCACUACCAUAUGAAAAUGAUGCCACCAUUCAAGGGCCCACCAAUGAAAGGCCCACAAUUCAAGGGCCCACAGUAUAAAGGUCCCAUGUUCAAGGGUCCAAUGUUCAAAGGCCCACCUAUGAACACUGCAGUGAAAGCCAAUCCAUGGAGUCAACCUAAAGGACCUCCCAUCAGCAGCUUCAACUCUUAUCCAAUGCGUCAUUUUGGGCCUCCGUCCUCUUUCCCAGACACCUCCUUUGAGCCUUAUCCAUCUGAACCAGAGCAAAUGCCAGAACACCAGGGGCCACAUGACACAGAGAACAACCAAGAACAUGAACACGAGCAUAGUCAAGGACCGGAGGACAUCAUACCAGAGGAAAUUCCUCCUCCUCCCUCUGGCGGUGAACAGCUCGAGGGUGAGAACAUAGGCCAGGCUGUUGACAGUGAGACAGAGGAGCGAAUAUUUCGAAUGGAGGAGGAUGUGCGGCAUCUAAACCAGGGUCUGGAGACCCUGAGGGCAACUGUAAAUGGACUGGAGGAUAGUUUAAGAGCCUCGCUAAGAGAGGAUGCGAACAGGAUGCUGUCGGCUCUGCUCUCUGCUGCCCCUGGUCCUGUUCCUGCUCCAGCUGUAGCGUCUAGCCCAUCCACUGUUGGGUUUGUAGAAAUUCCCGGUGGAGGCCCUGACACAGAAGGUCUAGAUGGCAGACAUGUGUUUCCGGGAGUAACAGAACUGAAUGAAAGGGUAGAGGACCUCAGGACAGAGCUGCAAGCCAAGACAGCAGAGCUGCAGGAGCUCAAAGCAACAGUGAUGGGGCAUGAUGGAGCGCUGGAGAAGAUUUCUAAUAAAGCAGGAGGGGUAUCAGAUUCCACUGGCAAUUUUGGCGAAGCUAUGGAGAAGCUAAUGGAUGCCAAACUAAGUGCAGCCAGGACUGAAAUUCUUGGUGGUUUUGAGAAGCGUGUGGAAAGCACAGAGAGCCGAUGCGUGGAGAAAGCUGGGGAUGUAAGCAGUCAGUGCCAGAGGGAACAAGGUGAACGGCAGCAGCAGAUGGAAGAUGCCCUGCAGGAAAGUACCACAAAGACGACAACAGAGCUGAGAAACCUGCAGGCACAGGUCCAUGGUUUAAAAGCUACAGAAAGCUGCUGUGGUAGAAUGACUGGACUGGAUGAAAGGGUGCAGCUGUUGGAAACAUCACUGGCCGGUCUCAACCAAUCCCAGAGACACCUGAGAGUGGAGCUGGGUGGUCAUAAGGACCACAUAGAGGGAAUGCUGGAGGGCCGUUUGGCAUAUGUGGAGGCCAAGCUAAACCUGACUGGUCAGAUUAAAAGUGAUGAGUCUGGAAGGAAGAGUGGUGUCCUAGACAGAACUGCGACAGGACAGGGCUUGGAGGCCAGAAUGGAGGGUAAGUUGAGGGCUCUGGAGGGCCGUUUAAUGACAGCUUUUGAAGAGCUGGGCAAUGCCACAGCUCCCGCACUGCUGGAAGGUCAUGCUGUUCCCACUCUGGAGACAGAGCUGGAGUCCCUCCGAGGGAGACUCGAGGUGGAUGUAGACAGAGUGCAAAAGCAGCUCAACAAUCUCGAGAGCCUUUGCACUUCUUCCUGUUCCUCACCUGAAAAAUCUGUCAUUCAGGGAGACUCUGCUGCACUGAGUGAAAAAAUGGCAGAGGAGCAAAAUGUGAAGGAGGCAUUGGACCUGCAAGGGGACCGUCUAAAUAGCUUCAAUAAUACACUGCAGAACAUCCUAAAACGUCUGACCCUCAGGGACCAGCAGCAGCAAGCGGAGCAAGAUUCUCCCAUUCAGGGAGAGCUAACAAUCCUCAAGUUCAAUGUUCGUUCAGUCAACCACACCCUGAGAGGCCUUCAGGACUCCCUGGGGAUGGUGGUCCAUCAGGUGGGUCAAGCCAACAGCACCUGGCAUGAGAGAGAGUCUCGCAUGGCCCAGCAAAUAAAGGGUGUGGUCCAGCUGGUUGGACAUCAGGCUUCCAUGCUUGGGGCAGGUGAGCGCAGACUGACCCGACUUAAGGGUGAGCUGCAGGAGAUGAAGAGGCGGCUAGCCCAGGAGGUCCGAGGGUGUCAGAGCACUGCUAUGGUGGUUCAGAAAGAGGUAACCGAGGUUGGAGGGCGUGUUGCUAGUGUAGAGGACCAGUGUAAGGGCCUGAAUUACUUGGCCGAGGACCUGGAGAGAAUCAGAGAGGAGCUGGAGAGACAAUCGAAUGGUCUUCUCCUGCAGGUCAAUGGGACUCUCUCCAGUCAUGCUCAGCAGCUGUCUGAGCUCAAAGGCGAACUGAGAAACUGCACCUCUAAGGUAGAGCCAACACAACAGAGUUUAGAGAUGACGCCAGGGCUGAGACGAGGGGACACCUUCACUUUUAAUUAGUUCACUUCAUAUGGACAAUCAUCUUCUAAAAAUGAACAAAAAGAGGGUAAAUAUUCUGCAGGUAUAGUAGGGUUCCACUAAAACCCCUUCUUCUUAUUUGAACUGUAAAAAUGCAAAGCUUUUGAACCUGCACUGAAAUAGGGACUAUUUCUGUUAGCUUACAACAUGAAAUGAAAUUAAAAAAAGGCAGCUAAUUCUGACUGCACUCAUAACAGAACCUUGAAAGGUGCAUUAAGGUGCUAAGAUGAAGUGUUUAUUGUCAAUCACUAUUUGUUAGAGCCCCAGUGAUUGAGUGAGAGACAAAGUGACUGCAUCUGUCAUACUGUACUGUUUCUCUAAAGCUUUAAAAAAAUCUUAUAUGAACAGUUGUUUAACAAUGUUUACAUUUUUAAUCUUUUGUACUGAUUUUUUUAUUGUCUAGACUAGAAGAAUGCAAGAUGUCUUGUUUUUAUAUGGCUCCAGCUAUUGGGCAUUGUAACCCUGAAUAAAAUGUUAGAAUUUCAAGCUAUGCAGUUUAUUUUUAAGGUUUUUUAGUACUGACAAUUCAAUAAACAAGUUUCUUAAGAGUUAAUGUUUUCUUGGUCAACAUAUGCUUUAGACAAGAGAUGUUAAACACAUACGGUAAGAGCUUCUCUGGUUUGAAUCAGAAUCUAACAACACCAACCUGUAUUUUAAAAACUAAUCAUAUUUUACUGUGGAGGUGAAAAGUACUGAUGCAGAAAGCAUGGAAACCACAAGAGGGCAAUAGAGAAGCAUUAAUACUGCAGGGGAGUAGGGAGGACUAAAAUAUCCUGAGCGUAAAUGAUAGUCUACCUUCCAAUAAAAAAAAAAUGAAGUUCAUUGGGACAGCCCUUGCUUGCCAGAAUGAAAAUUACAAAUCUGCAUUAAUGCCAAGGUGAAAUAAAAAGACAGCAAAGGAGCAAUUCAGCGCAGCAGCCUACAUCUCAUUCUCUCUCUCUCUAGACUACAAAUCUACCAGUGCAGGUUUCUGAGAACAGUUCUUAUUGGACAUUGGACACUUUGUGAAUUUCAUUUCCGCGAAAAGUGCUAUAUAAAUAAACUUUACUUACUUACUUACUUACAUUACAAUAGGGCGAAAGGUGACCUUGCUAAUAACCGUCCCCUGUUAGUUCCUGUUCCCCUAUCGGACAAACAACCAUUAAAAUGACAGCUAUGUGGGAGAUGAGCCCACUGCUGUGUGAAAACGUUUUAGGCUGAGACAUGUGGUGAAUAAUAACUAUGGAAAUGCCAGAGAGGAAAGGAGGGCAGACAGGAGAGACAGAUAGUAAAUUUAUGUUGGUUGAGGGGCUGAAUGAUGGAGCAGUCUUGAGACACAAAUAUAAACCCAGGUAAUGAUGCAGGUCCACACACACACAUACAGAAAGUGUGAGGAAAAGAGAGAUAGUCUACUGCUGGCAGAAGCAACAUUUCAACACAACUACCGUUCUAUUGCGUAAAGUAAAAAGAUAAUCAUCAAAGUCCUAAAAGGGAAAAUAACUGUCUUUAAACCCAUACAAGAAACAUUAUGCUUUUCUCUCAUCACGAGUCCCACAUUAUUUUGGGAAUCUGUCACAUUUCUGUCACUAUUUGGGUUUGCUUAUUUCUUUUCUGUAUCCCUCCAGUACCUCCAUUAAGUUCACACCUCACACAAGCCCAGACAACAACACAUUAAUCUUGUUUGUUUCCAACCAGACACUUGGACAGAAAGGGCAGUCAGGGCUCUGGUGAAUCUGUCUCCUCUGACUCUUCACUGCUCACUCAUGGAUCCAAUUCUGAGUUACAGUUCCUGCACAACUCGCAGACUGUCACUGACCAAAGCAUGCACCCAAAUCACAAAAGGCAAAGCUGGCACAUAAACAGAGGACAAAGGAUAUCUGAGAGGAAAGCAGUGGUGAAAAAUGUGAAUCAUCCUAUAGAACGCCCUCUGUAGAAGUUUAAGGUGAAAGGAGAGCUUUUGUCCUCAUUAGAGUGAUGGCCAGACAACGGGCAGAGUUGAUUACAGUUGGCUAAGACAUGAGGAAGCCUGAGAGAGGGUUACCUUAAAUCAAGGACCUCUUUGCAAUAAGCUCAGGAUUUGACAGUUCCCAGGAAGCAGAAACGUGUAAAGCUCUACUGGUGCUUUUGUCCUCUAUACUGAACAAGCUAUGUGUGAAAAGUUAUAGCAAAAAAUAUAGUGAAAUUUAGCACCAUGAACAUUUAAAACAUAAAUUUAACAUGAACAGUGUAUGAUUACCAUAGAAAAUACUGAACUAAGCAAGAUUUAUACAACAUGGAUUAUUGGAGUAAACUCAGUCCUCAGACUGGGCCCUUAUUAAGACAAAUGAGGAAAGUAUAAUGGAAAUCAAUCCAUUCCUAUGGAGUGAAGACCUUCCAUAAACAUGAAGAUUUUAUGAGCAGGAAGCACACAAAGGUCUUCCUCAUACGAACUAUAGAUCUAGGGACUUAAUAAUUUAUUAGUGCAUUGGAUGGGUGUUAAUAGCAUUAAGUGCACAAAGGUCUACUGCAGAUACUGUAAACUUUUCGUUGUCAAUUUCGUUUAAACUCAUUCUGAAGGUUCUCACACAUUAAUGUCUUGCUUAGAAUGGUACUUUUAUUACUGAUAAUGUUUUGGCUUUCAAUGCCUGUCCCUCAAAACUACUUACAUUUCAGCUUAAACAGACUGUUUAGCAGUUGAGGUAUCAAAACAUACUGUACAAUGGUAUGCAAUGAAUGCUCA
Amphiprion ocellaris (clown anemonefish) is the source of this 5887-nucleotide messenger RNA. It is a transcript of the gene emilin3a, whose product is annotated as elastin microfibril interfacer 3a. Gene Ontology annotation, molecular function: protein binding. The record is from RefSeq and is a predicted model, not a curated record. Lineage: Eukaryota; Metazoa; Chordata; Actinopteri; Pomacentridae. Bases 430 to 3171 code for a protein of 913 amino acids. The transcript has 4 exons. Gene Ontology annotation, cellular component: extracellular matrix.